AUGUCGAUUCUAUGUGGUUGCUGCCCUCUUCUAGAGUGUGUUUACUGCCUCGGUUGUGCUCGUUGGGCUUAUAAACGCUGUCUUUACACGGCUGGUCACGACAGCAAAGACUGGGGGCUUGCGACAACCGACGAGUUCGAACCGGUUCCUCGGUUCUGCCGCUACAUCUUAGCGGUUUACGAGGAUGACAUUCGAAACCCUUUAUGGGAGCCUCCAGAAGGAUACGGGAUAAACCCUGACUGGUUGCUUCUAAAGAAGACUUAUGAAGACACUCAAGGCCGUGCUCCUGCUUACAUACUGUACCUUGAUCAUGAUCAUAAAGACGUGGUCGUUGCGAUCCGGGGGCUGAAUCUUGCUAAAAACAGCGAUUACGCUAUGCUUUUGGAUAACAAGCUCGGAGAGAGGAAGUUCGAUGGCGGGUAUGUGCACAACGGGCUGUUGAAGUCUGCUGGUUGGAUGCUUGAUGAGGAAUGUAAAGUCUUGAAAGAGUUGGUGGUGAAGUAUCCGAGUUAUACUCUGACUUUCGCUGGACAUUCGCUUGGUUCUGGUGUGGCUACGAUGUUGGCUUUGUUAGUGGUUCGUCAUGCUGAUCGGUUGGGGAAUAUCGAUAGAAAGAGGGUCAGGUGUUUCGCUAUCGCGCCUGCGAGGUGUAUGUCGUUGAAUUUGGCUGUUAGAUAUGCGGAUGUGAUCAACUCUGUUGUGCUUCAGGAUGAUUUCUUGCCUAGGACAGCUACGCCUUUAGAAGACAUAUUCAAGUCUCUUUUCUGUUUGCCAUGUUUGCUAUGCAUAAGGUGCGUGAAGGAUACAUGUGUUCCAGAACAGAAGAUGCUCAAAGAUCAUAGGCGGCUUUACGCUCCUGGUCGAAUGUAUCACAUCGUCGAAAGAAAGCCUUGCAGAUUAGGAAGAUAUCCUCCGGUUGUGAAGACAGCAGUGCCAGUAGACGGAAGGUUCGAACACAUUGUUCUUUCUUGUAAUGCAACUUCAGACCACGCCAUCAUUUGGAUCGAGCGAGAAGCUCAGAGAGCUCUCAACAUAAUGUUGGAGAAGGAGAAGACAAUGGAGAUCCCUGAGAAGCAAAGGAUGGAGAGGCAAGAAUCUUUAGCCAGAGAGCACAACUUGGAGUAUAGAGCAGCGUUAAGACGAGCAGUAACGUUGGCUGUUCCUGACGCUGACUCAUUGUCUUCUGAGUACGGAACAUUUGACAAAGCUCAAGAAGAUGAAACAGAAGAGGAAGAAGAAGAAGAAGAAACAGAGGAAGAAGAAGAAGAAGAAACAGAAUCGAUUGCAUCAAUGGUGGGUGAAUCAUCAUCAUCCUCUGUUCGUCCAACGUACAAGAGAAGAAAGAACCGUGGAGUUAGUUGGGACGAGCUUAUCGAACGUCUCUUUGAGAGAGACGAGUCUGGUAACUUGACAUUCGAGAAAUCAGAUUUGCGUCAAUGA
This is a messenger RNA of Thlaspi arvense, 1440 nucleotides long. NCBI's taxonomy places the organism in Eukaryota, Viridiplantae, Streptophyta, Magnoliopsida, Brassicales, Brassicaceae. The record is from the annotation of a GenBank genome assembly.